GCCGCUGCAUCCCUUUUCUCUCUCCUACUCCACCCACUCCGACCUCACAGAUCAGCUUUACAAAACGCCUCCUUGAAUUUCAGCAACCCACUUGCCCCAAGUCCUCUGUCUUACAUCUUUCAUUUUUCUUACUUUUCAUAAAAUCUGAAUAGGUUUACUCCCAAGGCCAUACGUUCAAUUGAUGAAUCACUUGAUCAGGUUUCAGGACAUGAGGUCAAGAAUUCAGGGCAAUACCCUUUGGUUUUGAGCACCUGGCCUUUCUUGGAAGCUGUUAGAACUGCGUGGAGGGUCGUCGAUGGUGGGUUCUCUGCCUUAGAUGCAGUUGUGGAGGGUUGUUCGACCUGUGAGGAACUAAGAUGUGAUGGUACAGCUUAUUGCAAAUGUCUCUUGGAAGACCAGAAAUUUUAGCUGAAGAAAUGACUUAACCGACACUGAAGUGUUGGACCUGGUGGAAGUCCAGAUGAGAACGGAGAAACUACAAUUGAUGCUAUGGUUAUGAAUGGGGCAACCAUGGAAGUUGGAGCUGUUGCUGCCAUGAGGUAUGUGACAGAUGGCAUCAGAGCUGCAAGAUUAGUGAUGCAACAUACUGAACACACCAUGCUUGUUGGAGAGAAAGCCUCGUCCUUUGCUAUUUCAAUGGGUCUUCCAGGACCCACAAACCUCAGUUCAACAGAAUCAAUGAGGAAGUGGAUUAAAUGGAAAGAGAAUCGCUGCCAACCUAAUUUUAGGAAAAAUGUUCUACAUAUUGAUAGUUGUGGUCCUUAUCAUCCAAAGGAUAAAGCGGAUCUCGGUGGGAGGACAUACUUGAUGGACAGUCUGGUUGGAACUAUUGUAUCUAAAUCAUCUCAUGCAGGUCUCCACAAUCAUGACACGAUAUCCAUGGCUGUUUUUGAUAAAAUGGGACACAUUGCUGUUGGUACAUCAACUAACGGGGCCACUUUUAAGAUUCCUGGCAGGGUCGGUGAUGGACCUAUUGCUGGAUCUUCUGCAUAUGCCGAUGAUGAAGUUGGAGCAUGUGGUGCAACUGGUGAUGGUGAUAUCAUGAUGCGCUUCCUUCCAUGUUAUCAAGUCGUGGAAAGUAUGAGGUUAGGAUUGGAACCCAAGCUUGCUGCCAAGGAAGCGAUAUCACGAAUUGCAAGAAAAUAUCCAGAAUUUGUGGGAGCUGUUUUUGCGGUUAAUAAGAAUGGUGUGCAUGCCGGUGCAUGUCAUGGAUGGACAUUCCAAUACUCAGUGAGAGGCCCUGGAAUGAAUGAUGUGGAAGUAUUUACUGUUCUCCCCUGAAAUUGAAAAACCCUGCUACUGGUGAAUACUCUCAAUAUGCUUGUUCUUUCCAUUAUCUUUUGCCAAGUCUUCAUUUCUGUUCUAUCACAAACAACUUGUAAUAUGUGAAACAUAAACUCUUACUAGAUUUGGUAUAGGUAUUCUUAGGAAUCCGUCGUUGCUUAUAUUUAUCAACAAAUAAGAUAAAUUUUAAGUUAUUAAAAAGUGACAAAAAGCAAUGCUGGAAGCAGCAAACAUGGAGAAGCAAUAUUAUUGAAUUCUUAUUGUUAUCAAAGGAAAAAAUAGUAAAAAGUUAAAAAGUGUUUGUACUA
This is a messenger RNA of Cornus florida, 1592 nucleotides long. Its product is annotated as probable isoaspartyl peptidase/L-asparaginase 3. Gene Ontology annotation, biological process: protein deglycosylation. The transcript has 8 exons. Gene Ontology annotation, molecular function: N4-(beta-N-acetylglucosaminyl)-L-asparaginase activity. The record is from RefSeq and is a predicted model, not a curated record. NCBI's taxonomy places the organism in Eukaryota, Viridiplantae, Streptophyta, Magnoliopsida, Cornales, Cornaceae. The coding region runs from base 490 to 1281 and encodes 263 amino acids.